AUGGCGUGUUCGCUCCUCCCCGCGGCGGCUCCAUUCUUGCCGGUCCCUUGCCGCCGCGCGCCGCAGCUGUCGCCGUCGGCGCGGCCGUUCCAGCCGUCGCCCCGCGUCGUGCUGGUGCAGUGGACGCCGCCGCCUCGCGGCUGGUUCAAGAUCAAUUUUGACGGUUCAGUCUACCACGACGGCUCCGGGCGGGCUAGCAUCGGCGGCGCGAUCCGCGACAGCGCCGGCCGCGUCGUGCUCGCCUUCGCCGAGCCGACGGAGCACUCGACGGUCGGCAUCGUCGAGGCGCGCGCCAUGAUCCGCGGCCUGCGCCUCGCUCUCGGGCUGGGCCUGCGGCGGGUGGUGGUCGAGGGCGACGACCUCGUGCUGGUGCAGCUGCUGCGCGGCGAGGAGACGCAGACGCGGAUCCCCGUCGCGAUGCAGGAAGAGCUCCAUGGCCUGCUGCGGUGCUUCGACGGCUGCGACGUCCAGCACGUGUACCGGGAGGGAAACGCGGUGGCGCACACCCUCUGCCGGCAGGCGUACCACGGCCCGGGGGUGUGGGUGGGCGGGCGCGUGCCGCUGCCGCUCGCCGUGUGGGAGAAGAGUGAAGAUGACAGGCAUGGCGUGGUGCACGAGCGCACAGUGGGCCGUGCAGGCUGA
Panicum virgatum (switchgrass) is the source of this 642-nucleotide messenger RNA. RefSeq lists its product as uncharacterized. Gene Ontology annotation, molecular function: RNA-DNA hybrid ribonuclease activity; nucleic acid binding. Lineage: Eukaryota; Viridiplantae; Streptophyta; Magnoliopsida; Poales; Poaceae. Bases 1 to 642 code for a protein of 213 amino acids. The record is from RefSeq and is a predicted model, not a curated record. The transcript has a single exon.